This is a messenger RNA of Lynx canadensis (Canada lynx), 1375 nucleotides long. It is a transcript of the gene TECRL, whose product is annotated as trans-2,3-enoyl-CoA reductase like. The transcript has 12 exons. The record is from RefSeq and is a predicted model, not a curated record. Gene Ontology annotation, molecular function: oxidoreductase activity, acting on the CH-CH group of donors. Gene Ontology annotation, biological process: very long-chain fatty acid biosynthetic process. NCBI's taxonomy places the organism in Eukaryota, Metazoa, Chordata, Mammalia, Carnivora, Felidae. The coding region runs from base 65 to 1156 and encodes 363 amino acids.
GCAAAGGGAACACACUGGCAAGUGUCUUCUGUUGACAUGACAGAUUCUCCUGGUAGUUCACACAAUGUUCAAAAGGCACAAGUCCCUUGCUUCAGAACGCAAGAGAGAAAUAUUUUCCCGAGGAGCUACACGGUCCAUCCUGAAGAAUGACUUGAGAAACUUCCACUGUUUGUCGCAUUUUGUGCUCUCAGCGGGCCCUCUAAAAUCAAUUCCAGUAGUUAAACAUUCAAAAACUACGCACUUUGAGAUUGAAGUACUUGAUGCUCAAACAAGAAAGCAGAUAUGUAUUGUGGAUAAGGUGAUACAAACAUCUACUAUUCAUGAUGUUAAACAAAAAUUCCACAAAGCAUGUCCGAAGUGGUACCCUUCUAGAGUUGGCCUGCAGCUAGAACGAGGUGGGCCCUUUUUGAAGGACUACAUAACCAUUCAAAGCAUUGCAACUUCCUCCAUUGUCACUCUCUAUUUUACAGACCUAGGUCAACAGGUCAGUUGGACUACAGUAUUUUUGGCUGAAUACACAGGACCUUUGCUGAUAUAUCUCCUCUUUUAUUUGAGGAUCCCAUACAUAUAUGACAUGAAAGAGAGCUCUAGAAGAUUGCGCCACCCAGUGGUACAUGUGGCUUGCUUCUGUCAUUGUAUACACUAUAUCCGCUAUCUUUUGGAAACCUUAUUUGUCCAUAAAGUUUCUGCAGGACAUACACCUUUGAAAAAUUUGAUAAAGGGCUGUGCCUUUUAUUGGGGAUUUACUUCUUGGAUUGCCUACUAUAUUAAUCACCCACAGUAUACACCACCAUCAUUUGGAAACCGGCAAGUCACACUAUCUGCUAUCAAUUUUUUGAUUUGUGAAGCUGGAAAUCAUUUCAUCAAUGUAAUUUUGUCUCAUCCUAAUCACACAGGAGUUAAUGCCUGUUUUCCAAGUCCAAAUUAUAACCCCUUCACAUGGAUGUUUUUUCUGGUUUCAUGUCCUAACUACACCUAUGAGAUUGGAUCAUGGAUUAGUUUCACUGUCAUGACACAAACACUGCCAGUUGGGAUUUUUACACUUCUGAUGAGUAUCCAGAUGUCUUUGUGGGCACAAAAGAAGCAUAAGAUUUAUUUGAAGAAAUUCAAUUCUUAUAUGCAUAGAAAAUCAGCCAUGAUUCCAUUCAUACUGUAGUAAAAAUAACUUAUCUCAUGUAUAUAAAAAUAGUAUAUAAAUUCACUAAAUCAAACUUGGUCAAUAGUUGACUAUUAUGUAAUGGAAAUUCAAAACAAACAGUACUUUUAUUGAAUAAAAAUAUUAAAUGGUAGAUUCUAGCUAACUUUAGAGUAAUAAACUUGAGGCAAAUAAAAAGUAGAAACUGUAGAUAUGACUAAUAAAAGAUACAUCCAAAUA